Trichoderma harzianum CBS 226.95 is the source of this 1920-nucleotide messenger RNA. RefSeq lists its product as hypothetical. Gene Ontology annotation, cellular component: elongin complex; nucleus. The record is from RefSeq and is a predicted model, not a curated record. The transcript has a single exon. Gene Ontology annotation, biological process: transcription elongation by RNA polymerase II. The coding region runs from base 427 to 1560 and encodes 377 amino acids. Lineage: Eukaryota; Fungi; Ascomycota; Sordariomycetes; Hypocreales; Hypocreaceae.
UAGACGUCAGAUGCGCCCCGUAGCAACUGCAAGCAAUUAUCGUUACCGCGCAUUAUUAUAUCCCCAUUAUCCAGUCUCUGACUCAUAUAUAACCUCGUUUUCCUCUCAUACUAUCGUGAUGGUUUGCAUGGCGUCCGAUUAACUGCCCCGAUAGGCUUGGGGGGUGGGAGAUUCAAGCCACGAAUCGCCAGGGCACUCGCUGGUCCUCACUUUCUACUCACUUUCUACCACCUUAUCGACGCCGCCUCACUUUAGACUCACUACCUGUUCACUGCUACUUUGUCCGUUGCUAGGGGCUUGAUCAAAAACUGACUCUUUGUUGAUUUUGUUUUGAAAAGCCUAUCAGACGCCAUUCACUUUUGUUUACCCAUCCGUAUUUACUUCCUAUAUAAGUCGUCGGCUCCCCCGACUCUCAUCCUGCCCAUCAUGUCUUUCCUCAAAUCACUCAGAGAACUCGCGAUCAUGGCCUGCCUUAAGAAUAUCCGGGAUAUCGACAACAUUGGCUUUCUCAGUUAUGAGACUGUCCGCGAAAUUCUUAUCAAGGUGGACAAUCCCGCUCAACUCCGACAGAUUGAACUCAAUUCACCUCAAAUCGAAGGCCAGACUGCAGAGAUAUGGCUGAAGUUCAUUGAGCGCGACUUCCCUUUAGAAUCCAAAACCAAAGCAUACCAGCCAAGGGACCCCAAGAAAUGGUACAAGGUCUGGGAGAAGUACAAGAAUGAACACGACACGGCUCUCCAAGAGAGCGAGAACAAGCUCAAGUCCGCCCUCGCCGGCCUCCGCCAAGAUAAGGAGAAAAACACCAGCAAGAUUGUCAGCGGCAAAGCCCUUCCCAGUUCCGCAAAGUUCGCCAUCAGACGCUACACUGGCCCCCGUGAGGGUAGUUCCAACGCCCUGAUGUUUGGUGGUGGCAGCCGCACAAAGACUGCAAAUGGAGCGAGCGUGAUGCGAAAGGUCCGCCGUGAAGUCAAAGAGAUUGCCAAUAUCCACGGCUCCCUUUCACGGCCCAUCAAAGCUCCGUCGAGGCGCCCCAUCGUCAUGAAAGCCCCAGCGGCCAUGAUCAAUGACCACAAAAGGGCUGCACAGCCAGCAUAUCGACCAGCCCCCAAGGAAAAGGUCUCGCAUCUGGAAGCUGCCCUGGAAGAAUUUGAACGACGAGCCACCUUUGUCUCUGAUUCUGAAGACGACGACGGUGGCAAUGAUGACUACGAUAAUUCGGCCAAAUCAAAGCAACCUACUCCCAAAUCCGCUGCCAAGGCCGCACCAAAGGCACCUACCAGCUCCCUCCAGCGAAAGUUUGGAGGUUUCAAGCCUUCUGUCAAGCCUGCAGUUAUCACCAGAGCACCAGAGUCGAAGCCGUCAAAGGGUCUUUCGAAAGCUUCGUCAAGUCACCUACCCACGACGCGCACCACCCCUCCCAUGGACGAGGGAAGCUCGCCUCAGUCAGUUGAGGAACUUCUGGCAGAUGUGGACGCUCGACACGAGGCCGCGGCAGCCUCCGUCUCAGCUCCUCGCAAACGCAAGGCGGUGGACAUUUUCAUGCGACCCAAGCGGAGAUAGAGUGAAAGGCUGGGGUGUGUUCUUUUCCUUUGUCGUGGGGAUUUGCUGCGUUCUCGCAUUGUCUUUCUUCUUUUGAUACCUGGGGCGAGAUGUACCCAUACCAACCGCAUGGUGAAGGGAGUUUCGGCACGGCCCUCGAGGCUUAGAUAUUUUGGUUUGAAUAAAGGAAUAAUGAUCUUUGUUUUUCAAUUUCUCUUUUGUUUUUUAGGCAGUGACACAGGCAAGAUGGUCGAAUAUCGCCAAACAUGACACAAAACUCUAUGCGAAUUAUUAGAGACAAGUGGAAAAGGGUUCAAGUAGGGAAGGAUUCAGGCAGUGCUUACUAUAACAUAUGUGAUUAAAUCAAUUCAAGGUCUUUUG